UCAUCGUGCGUCAAUGUGAUGAAUACCGAAAAUUACUAAUCGUCGGCUUUGUUUUACAGUGCGUGUAUUCUAUUUCAUUUGGUUGAUUGUUGUGGAAAUAAGCAAACGUCUUAUAAUUCAAUAUUGCGUUCUACGAAAGAUCUAAUAUUGCUAGUGUAUUAACUAAUUCCGGGAAGUUCUAGCCUAUCUUAUCUACAAUGGAGGAUCGCUCUUGUACCGAACGCGUCUACGGUGGGUGCGAAGGCCCAGACGCUAUGUACGUGAAACUUAUUUCUUCCGAUGGCCACGAAUUCAUCGUGAAGCGAGAGCACGCUCUGACCUCGGGAACGAUCAAGGCGAUGUUGUCCGGACCCGGUCAAUUCGCCGAAAACGAAGCUAAUGAGGUCAACUUUAGGGAAAUUCCGUCACAUGUUCUGGAGAAAGUGUGUAUGUAUUUUACUUAUAAAGUACGCUAUACAAACAGUUCGACCGAAAUACCCGAAUUUCCGAUUGCACCAGAGAUUGCGCUCGAGUUGUUGAUGGCAGCCAACUUUUUGGAUUGUUGAAAUGCAAACAGUUUAGGAGUAAUGAGGUUGUGGCUCGCAAUAGGUGAACCGUGGGGUAAAUAGAAGGAAUAACAUAACUCGAAAUGUUGCUAGAGGGGUGUCAACCGGAUGAGAAAUUACAGUGGAUUGGUAACCAUUUCUAAUACUCUUGAACGGUUUUUGUGAAGGCAUAAAUUUCCCGUCAAGUAUAUAAAUAAUAAAACACAUUUUCGGUUAUCGUGUAUAACAUGAGAACAAUCUUUACAUUUAAACUUAGACUUUUAAGCACCAUAAUUUAUUUGUUAUAUGUUGAUAGACAGAACUGAACCAAUUUUCAUUUCAUAUUUCCGUUGCCUCAGCAAGAAUAUAGGCGCGAUCACUGCAAUGUGUGCAGAUUUCUAAGACUAUAGGAGCGCCUCCUUUAGCAAUUAUAAUCAAAUUUUAUAUAAUCCUUGUAAUUUUAUGAUUUAUAUAUUUUGUAUUCAUUUUUGUUUAACUAUAUAAUAAUAAAUUCGAACUCUUGAAUAUUAUAUAUGUUGGUAACGGAUGCAAACUACUAGAACACAAUUAUUCAAACUAAAUAUUUUUAAACUGGCAUAAAAAUGAUGACAUAAAUGUCUAGCGAAUACAUCAAAAACGUUCAUAUAUCGA
Molecule: messenger RNA, 1175 nt
Organism: Toxorhynchites rutilus septentrionalis
Lineage: Eukaryota; Metazoa; Arthropoda; Insecta; Diptera; Culicidae
Gene: EloC
Product: elongin-C
Exons: 3
Coding region: 198-545 (115 amino acids)
Biological process (GO): ubiquitin-dependent protein catabolic process
Cellular component (GO): elongin complex
Molecular function (GO): protein-macromolecule adaptor activity
Source: RefSeq, a predicted model, not a curated record